AUGGGGGACUCCAAAAAUGUGGUCAGACAGGUCGAUGUCCUUGUCAUAGGCGGGGGUCCUGUUGGCUUAGUUACGGCUCUCCAGCUCCAUCUUUUCGCUCGCUCCUCUCCAAAACCCUUCACGAGUCUGGUUUUGGAGAAAUAUCCUAAGUCUACCCAAGACUCUUAUGGGAGAGCUAUUACACUUUACCCACGAACUACAGAAAUGCUGGACCAGCUGUCUCUUGCUGACGAACUUGCUCAACAGUGUUUUGCAUGUAGGGAGACGGUCAGUUAUGAUAGAAAUGGCGUAGAAGUUGCUGGUAGAGGCUGGAGUUUCAUGGAGCAGAUGGGCAAGGAAAGUUGGACGCAGUGGGAUUUUGCUUUAGUGUUGAGGCAAAUGUAUCAGGAGGAAAUAUUUCGUCGGGUACUAGGAGAACUUGGGGGGCGCCUAGAGACGGAACGUGAGGUCGUAGGUGUCGUUGUUGACGAAGGGAUUGAGAUUGGGGGUCACAGGGUGAAAGUGUCUGUCAAAAAUGUUGCUACUGGUGUUGAAGAAACGGUUGCCUGUCGAUAUUUGAUAGGUGCUGACGGAGGGCGGUCUUUUGUACGAAGAGCUCUUGAUAUUCCGUUUGAUGGAGAGACGAGUGAAGAUAGAUGGGUGAGGGUAGACGGAGUGAUUGAAACGGAUAUGCCGAAGAGUCGAAGUUAUGGGGCCAUUGAGAGUCCAACUCACGGCAAUGUUCUCUGGGCUGCGCUUGACAGGGGAGCUACACGGAUAGGAUUUGCAUUCACGAAAGAACGGCAAGCUAAAUAUGAAGUUUUUGAUGAGAAAGCAGCUGUGGCAGAAGCUAUUGAAUCCGUCAAGCCUUUCAAGCUGAAGUUUAAGCAGGUGGAUUGGUUCACAGUUUAUUCGGUUGGACAACGUGUAGCUCGCCAAUUCUUUGUCAAGGAUUGUGUAUUUCUUGCUGGGGACGCUUGUCAUACACAUAGCUCGGGUGCAGCACAAGGCAUGAAUACCGGAAUACACGACGCAGUCAACCUGGCAUGGAAGUUGAGUCUUGUACUCUACGGCCACGCUGCGCCUUCACUUCUCCAGACAUACCAGAUCGAGCGAUUACCCAAUGUUCAAAAGCUCAUUAAUUAUGACAAGGACAUUUCGCGGUUGAUGACUAUGCAGCUCCCUUCAAACUGGAAAGGAGACCCAAACACAGACCCAAAUGAAGUUCUGGGCGUUGUUAUGGCCGAAGCUUCAGCAUUUACAUCAGGACUAAGUAUAGCAUUCGACAGCAAUCCGCUGAACACUGCAGGAUCUUUCCAAACGUCACUCAAAGCCAUACUUCCAGGACAACGAGGACCAGACGCGCAAUUACAGAAACCUGGAACUUUCGAGCUUACGAGACUACAUAAAGAAACACCUAAUGUUGCCAAGUUCUACGUCGUUGUCUUUACUGGCGACCCGGAGUUUACUCGAUCUAGCCUUACUGAACUUGAUGCAGCCCUCAAAUCAUCAAAGUACUUCGCAAGGGGCAUUUUACCAAUAUCUUGGAUGACUAUAUCAGCUAAAUCUGGUCCUUCUGUAUACGAAAUGUUGGGGAUAAUGCCUCUCGGUAAGGUUUUCUUUGACAAGGAUGAGACUGCUCAUCAGAGAUAUGGGGUGGAAGUGAAGCAAGGUGGUUUAUUUGUGCUGAGACCAGAUGGUUGGGUUGGAUCAGCUCUCGCGUUACGGAUGGACGCCAUUGGAGAACUGGAAGGCUAUUUUGGUAGCUUUUUAAGAGGGAGCCUUGAAUCGCUUGUAGCGAAAAGAACUAUCGAUGCAAGAGGUGGUAUGGUUAUGCCUGGUGGAGUAGAUGCACAUGUACACUUAGCGGAGCCUGCACUAUUCGGAAAGGGUCAGAGUGCAGAUAACUACGAGACAGGUACUAGGUCUGCAAUUUGUGGCGGAACAACGACACUUAUUACAUUUGCACCACAACGCAAAUCAGAGCCUUCUUUACUAGCAGCUCUGGAAGAGACACACAAGCGUGCUCAGGAUAACUGCUACACAGACUAUUCAUUCCAUCUAAUUUGCUCCAAUGCUGGACGUCAAGCAAUAUCUGAGUUUCCUACCCUUCGAUCCAAAGGCAUCUCAUCAUUAAAGAUCUACAUGACAUACGAAGCACUUCAACUAAAAGAUUCUGAAAUCUUAGACGUCUUAUUUGAAGCUCGGAAAAAUAAGAUUGUAACGAUGAUUCAUGCGGAGAAUGGUGCUAUCAUUGACUGGACUAUCAAGAAACUUGAAGAGAAGAAACUCUUUGAUCCCAAAUAUCACGUCACAAGUCAUCCACCAGUCGCAGAAAUCGAAGCCACUUACAGGGCAAUUUCGCUAAGCGAGUUCAUCGAUGUCCCGAUUCUGAUUGUCCAUGUCUCUUCUCCAUCAGCGGCAGCACAUAUCUCAGCUGCACAGAGCAGAGGACUACCAAUCUAUGCCGAGACAUGUCCGCAAUAUCUGUUUUUGACUCGUAAGGACCUCGACAAACCAGGUUUCGAGGGCGCCAAAUGUGUAUGUAGUCCACCUCCCAGAGAAGGGUCUCAGGACCACGAAGGAAUAUGGAAAGGUAUUGAAGACGGUACUUUCACCGUCCUGAGUUCAGAUCAUUGUCCUUUCAUAUAUGAAGACACAGAAAUUGGCAAGAAGUCAGUGAUCAGUCCGGAGUAUCCAAAUGGCCACUUCAAAUAUAUACCCAAUGGGUGUCCAGGCGUGGAAACUCGUCUUUCUCUCGCUCUUUCCGCGAAUCGCUUAAAACUUCAGAAAUUCGUUGAGGUCACGUCUACCAACGCUGCCAAGUUGUACGGACUGUACCCGAGAAAGGGAGCCUUGAUCCCCGACGAAAGUGAUGCCGACUUGACGAUUUGGUAUCCGGAUGGAGAAUUGGGCGACUUUGACUUGAAAAACGAGAGUCUUCAUCACAAUGUCGACUACACGCCCUACGAAGGUAGAACAUUAAAGCAAUGGCCUAGAUACACAAUUCUAAGGGGUGAGGUUGUUUGGGACAGGGACGGGGAGGGUCUGGUUGGAGCAAAAGGAUACGGACAGUUCUUGGAGAGAGGUGUUAGCGUUCUGAAGGGAAGCGUGAAGGAGGAAUGGAACGUUGAAGACUUUUGA
Molecule: messenger RNA, 3123 nt
Organism: Glarea lozoyensis ATCC 20868
Lineage: Eukaryota; Fungi; Ascomycota; Leotiomycetes; Helotiales; Helotiaceae
Product: Metallo-dependent hydrolase
Exons: 7
Coding region: 1-3123 (1040 amino acids)
Cellular component (GO): cytoplasm
Molecular function (GO): hydrolase activity, acting on carbon-nitrogen (but not peptide) bonds; FAD binding
Source: RefSeq, a predicted model, not a curated record